CGCACCAUGCCGCCCUGACCGCACACGAUCCGCUUAGCAAUGCAGUCGUGUGCAGGCAGUGUGCAGAGAUAGGGCAUCAACACUGCUGCUUCUUUAAAUGCUACGCAAUGCCACUUGCACCACUGGCGAAGGAAAAUAGGGCGAAGCUGCACGGUUCAGUCCCUUCCGUUUGCACGAAAAUAGAUAGUGCCAGCUUAGAAAAGAGCAUAGAGGACGCAUACAGCCAGCGGAACAACACACACCUUGCUGCGUUUCAACGUUUUCCACACGCUCCGUGCUCAAAACAUGGCAAGGUGUAUAGAGCAGUAACGAUAGAAUGUUGUUGUUGGGCAAACAUUAAUUUGAGUAAUAGUUUACUCUUGGACGGUGUACCAUUGAAGAUAAAAUCAGCAUUUAACAUCCUGCGCACACCUUGGCCGACCGUUGACAUCUGGAAGUGUUACGAAGCGUUACGGCACGAAGGGGCAGCGAACGGGAGUUGUCAAACAGUCCAGUAUUCGUCGCAUUCGAUAUUCAUUCCGCGAGUGUUGCUGGAAUUUAUCAAAAUUCUAGAUUAGUUGCGCUUUGCAUUCCUUGUUAUUUGCGUUUA
Messenger RNA from Anopheles arabiensis, 589 nucleotides. RefSeq lists its product as uncharacterized. Bases 108 to 557 code for a protein of 149 amino acids. The record is from RefSeq and is a predicted model, not a curated record. Lineage: Eukaryota; Metazoa; Arthropoda; Insecta; Diptera; Culicidae. The transcript has 3 exons.